This is a messenger RNA of Doryrhamphus excisus (bluestripe pipefish), 3893 nucleotides long. RefSeq names its product transmembrane 9 superfamily member 1 (gene tm9sf1). The record is from RefSeq and is a predicted model, not a curated record. Gene Ontology annotation, cellular component: membrane. NCBI's taxonomy places the organism in Eukaryota, Metazoa, Chordata, Actinopteri, Syngnathiformes, Syngnathidae. Gene Ontology annotation, biological process: protein localization to membrane.
UCAAUGUACGGCACUCCCAUCAGGGCCAGCAGCUUCUUGCACUCGUCAUUAUGCUGCUUGGUGACUUUGACCAGGCGCUUUGUGAGUUUGUCAAUGUUCUCCUGUUCCCCUAAGAAGACAGGAUAAAUACACUGUUACUCCUAAAGAGAAAUACUGUUAAGUUGAAUUCAUAUCAUUUUCUUUACCCAUUUCCUGGGCUUGUGCGAGCAUCUUCUCAGCUUCUGCUCUUCUCUCCCCUCUCUUCUCCAGCUGAAGCCCAAAGGAGGAGUAGAGUUAGACAAUAAUAGCCUUAUAGCAAUAACAUUUCAAUGUUUCUCCUGCUUGAAGCGCCCACGCACGAACCUCUCCCGACUUAAGCUGUGGGGGUUUGCCAUCAAACACGUAAACAGGCUUAAUGCCGUGCUCCAGCAUGCGGAUCGUGCGGUAGAACAUUCCCAUAAGGUGGCUGGGAAUCGGAAGAGAAAAUCAAGUGAGAAAAGGAUUGUUGUGAUUGGUUUGGUUUGUUUUGUGAGCAGCUGUACCUGGUCGUCUCGCCAUCCUCGUUCUGUAGUACGUUUCCAUCUUGUCGCACAGCAAUCAGGAACUGGUAGAUACACAUGGAGGCAUCUAUAGCGAUUUUCCUGCCUGGAAAACGUGAUAACGCUUAUUAUAUGACCUUGUUGUUACACCAUAGACAUUGAAGCUUAAAUCAUUUACCAAAAUAGUUCUUGAUAUCUUGCUCUUUUAUGGCAGCAGGAGCCUGGUCCGCAAUCAGUUUGGCGAGUCCGUGAAUUCCCAUUUUGGAAAGCUCUAAAACACAACACAGUGUGAUGCUAGCUUGUAUGGUGCUACUGAAAAACUAUGUGAUUAUUUCCAUAUUUAUCCAAUAUUCCCAGCAGUUGUGUUACUUAUAAUGUAUAAUGUAGAGGUUUAAAUGUGGAAUAAAGUUGCACUGAAAUGUCCCGUUUUGUUAAGUAAUACCCCAGACUUGUGCUAGCGAGCCGACAAACACGUACUCGGUUAGCAAAGUUAUCGGUUAGCAUUACAACAAAAACAUCGCGACAUGUCAUCGAGCGUCAUUCAUGUCAGCGACACUAACAUUAAUGGACAGCAUUUUAAUAAUAAUAAUCCAAAUGAUAAAUUUCCACGGAGUCCACUUAUUGUUUACAAAACACUUACAAUCGGUGUCCGCUUAAAGUUGUGCGCCGCAGCCAGGAUGUGCGUCUGUUUCGCGGGAAAUUAAACGAAAGGCAUUACUAAUCUGUCCAUCGAACGCGCCCCGAGAAAACAGAAGGAAGCGGUUCAGAUCGAUGCAUCACGGUGCGAUUAAACUGGUCUUGUGUUCUAAGCAAGAAUGCUGAUUGGUUCCUUACAGUUACACGGAAAUCCGGUCAACACAACAAAUACUUCAACCAUUGACGCUUCGUUAUCGUUUUCAAAUGUGUCAUUUUGGUAACAUUUAACUUAUAUAUACUCAUUUAUUUGUCAUAUUGUUAAAAAGGUUGCGUUUAUCUUGUAUAAACGAGAAGAGAACAUUAGAGGCGUGUUUUUUUCUCCGCCCACUCCGGAAAACUGAAGAGAUCUUUGGUAUUUUUUUUAUUUUUAUGGUGACGUGUAGUCAGUCGUCCCUCAAGUCUUGAAUAUCGUACAUUUGUCAAAUGAUAGAACGAAAUGGACCGUAAGACUGUUUAACGAUUGACUUUUGCGAAUAAUUCGUCGAGAAUUGUUCUAAAGCUUUACGAAGUGUCCGAGCAAAGAGGAGACGGCCGGGGCCUGGAGGAAUCUGACGGAGAAACAGGUUUGCUGGACCAGCAGCUCACACCGGCAGCAGGCGUUUUACACCGUGGGUCAGAGGUCAAGAGGUCACCCACCGGGACGAUGAUGAGACUCUUCUGCGUCUUGAUCCUGGGUUUUUUCUCAGGCGGGACAUUGGGCUACAAGCAAGGGGACAACGUGACCCUCUAUGUCAACAAAGUGGGUCCUUAUCACAACCCCCAGGAGACAUAUCACUACUAUACGUUGCCUGUUUGCAGGCCAGACAAGGUGCAUCACAAGUCCUUGAGUCUUGGAGAGGUACUGGAUGGCGACAGAAUGGCCGAAUCAUUGUAUCACAUUCGCUUCAGAGAGAAUGUUGAGAAGAAAAUCCUUUGCCAGCUCACGCUGUCAGAGAAGCAGAUGGACCAGCUUCGUGAGGCCAUUGAGGAGCUUUACUACUUUGAAUUUGUCCUGGAUAACAUUCCAUUCUGGGGCUUUGUAGGGUACAUUGAGGAGAGCGGCUUCCUGCCUCACAGCCACAAAGUUGGCUUAUGGACCCACCUUGACUUCAACAUCGACUACAACGGCGAUGCCAUCACUUUCGCCAGCGUCUCUGUGAAGGACAUCAAACCCGUGCCUUUGGAGGAGGAGGCCGGGGCGAGCGGCCUGACAGUCACCCACACAUACAGCGUGCGCUGGUUCGAAUCUCUCCCGCUCAACGCCGAGCACGUCAGAGACUACUCGUUCUUCCCCAAAACACUGGAGAUCCACUGGUUGUCCAUCAUUAACUCUCUGGUGCUGGUGGUGCUGCUGCUGGGCUUCGUCAUCAUCAUCCUCAUGCGGGUCCUCAGGAGCGACUUCGCCAGGUAUAAUGCAAAGGAAGAGGCAGGCUGUGAUGACCUUGACCAAGGAGACAAUGGCUGGAAAACCAUACACACUGACGUCUUCAGGUUUCCUCCUUACAAAAGUCUACUCUGUGCCAUCCUUGGAGUUGGGGCUCAGUUCCUCACCCUCGCCACAGGAAUCAUCGUCAUGGCGCUCCUGGGGAUGUUCAAAGUGCACCACCACGGCGCCAUCAACUCGGCGGCCAUCGUCUUGUACGCUCUGACCAGCUGCGUGUCGGGCUACGUGUCGUGUGGCUUUUACACGCAAAUAAACGGGAAGCGUUGGGUGUGGAACAUCGUCCUAACGUCGUCUCUAUUCUCAGCUCCUCUGUUCCUCACCUGGAGUGUGGUCAACUCCGUCCACUGGUGGAGCCACUCCACUCAGGCUCUACCGGCCACCACUGUGCUCCUCCUGCUGGGGGCUUGGGUGCUGGUGGGCUUCCCGCUCACCGUCAUCGGUGGCAUUGUGGGUAAGAACCGAGCGGGCAGCUUCCAGGCUCCCUGCCGCACCCGCAAUAUCCCUCGUCAGAUACCCACACAACCGUGGUAUAAACACACCGCCGUGCACAUGGCCAUCGGCGGCUUCCUGCCAUUCAGCGCCAUCUCAGUGGAGCUGUACUACAUCUUCGCCACCGUCUGGGGCAGAGAGCAAUACACGCUCUACGGGAUUCUACUCUGCGUCUUCGCCAUCCUCCUCUCAGUGGGCGCCUGCAUUUCCGUGGCGCUCACCUACUUCCUGCUGUCUGGCGAGGACUACCGAUGGUGGUGGCGUAGCGUGCUGAGCACAGGCUCCACCGGCCUCUUCAUCUUCGUCUACUCCAUCUUCUACUACACAAACAGGUCAGCCAUGAGCGGCCCGGUGCAGAGUACCGAAUUCUUCGGCUACUCUUUGCUCACGGCGCUGGUCUUCUCGCUGAUGCUGGGUAGCGUCUCCUUCUGGGCCUCGCUGGCUUUUAUUCGCUACAUCUACCGCAGCCUCAAGAUGGACUAGGAGUGCUUUGUGGAGAUGAUCGCAUCUCACCUUGCACAUUUGUUACUGGAAUAAUAAGAACACGGGGGCCUCGACCGGGAUGCUAAAGGGGCUAGCGCUGGAAGAUGUCAUUGCAUAACAACAUAAGGGAUGAGCCCAAUCAGGAGUGAAGCUGCUAUUUGGUUCAUGUCAGCAUCACUUUAGUUUUGAUGGGAUUUCACAGCAUCAGGGGAGCAAUAUUGACAUUGUGGCCACCUUUGACUGUGAUGUAAAUAAUCUUUUAAAUAAAAUACCGUUUAGUAAUA